Messenger RNA from Williopsis jadinii, 724 nucleotides. RefSeq names its product N-acetyltransferase family protein. The transcript has a single exon. The record is from RefSeq and is a predicted model, not a curated record. Lineage: Eukaryota; Fungi; Ascomycota; Saccharomycetes; Phaffomycetales; Wickerhamomycetaceae. Gene Ontology annotation, molecular function: N-acetyltransferase activity. Gene Ontology annotation, cellular component: cytoplasm. Gene Ontology annotation, biological process: protein acetylation. Bases 263 to 724 code for a protein of 153 amino acids.
ACCUUUUAACCUUUUGUCACAGAAGAUCUACAACGUACAUAAACUUGUAGGGAAGCGAAGACCGUGUCGCCAACCCGCGCGCACCAACCCCCAUUAGACGUAGAUGACUCAUAUAACCCAUAACAACUACACGUAGGUAAAUUUCAAUUAUGACGAAGGAACACCAGGAGGAUGUGUAUAAAGUCAACUAUAAAAGGAACCGUAUUGUUCAUUUUGGAAUACCAAAGAACAGUGAAAGCCAGCUGGGUAGAGCCGAUUUCAAAUGACAUUCACUGUAAGACCAAUUGAAGAGAAGGAUAAGCAAGAAUGGCUGGACAUGUGGAACGGCAAAGGUUCCUACUUGGAGUUCUAUAGCUCCUUAGGCGUAGUUACGCCAGAAGCCACUGAAAACACUCUAAAGAGAUUCUUUGAUCCAAAUGAACCAGUUUAUUGUGUAGUUGCAGUUAAUAAUGAAACCGGUAAACUAAUCGGUUUUGCAAACUAUUUAACACACAGAAACACUUGGACCAUUGAGGACAGCUUGUACUUGAACGACCUGUUCGUGAGAGAAGACUCGAGAUUGCACGGUGUUGGCAGAGCACUUAUUGAGAAGGUUUACUCCGAAGGCGAUCGACUCAACUGUAAAAAGGUUUACUGGUCAACUCAGUUUGAGAAUCACAGGGCCCAAUUGCUCUACACUAAGGUUGGGGUCAAGACUGGCUUCUUAACCUACAGAAAGCCUUAA